This is a messenger RNA of Nothoprocta perdicaria, 1070 nucleotides long. RefSeq lists its product as uncharacterized. The transcript has 7 exons. The record is from RefSeq and is a predicted model, not a curated record. Bases 159 to 1070 code for a protein of 303 amino acids. Lineage: Eukaryota; Metazoa; Chordata; Aves; Tinamiformes; Tinamidae. Gene Ontology annotation, cellular component: zona pellucida receptor complex; extracellular region; acrosomal vesicle. Gene Ontology annotation, biological process: acrosome assembly; binding of sperm to zona pellucida.
AUACUGGAAGUUACACCUGCCGAGUUACCUAUGUACAUAACGUCUAUCAUAAGCCCGGGAGAAGCCUACGCCUGGCAUCAGAAUUCCAAACAGGAAGUUGUGAAACCAGUGCAGUUGUUUCCUUUGAGAAAAGACUGCUAGAAGACUUGAAGAAAUUAAUGCAUGAGUUGCAGUGCGGAAUUUGGCAGUGGGACAUGCAGUGCCACGCAGCCCCAGACUCAAAAGCAACGCUAACACAUAAGCUUACCUUCCAGUUUGUAGUUUUCCCUUUUACACUGGCCUUUACAGAGCCUUGUGAAAGUCCAGACUGUGAAAAUUCCUCCAAUUGUGUCCAAAAGGCACAUAACAAGAUUCUGCUGUUUUUGAGAGGGCAAAGAUCAGACGAUGAGCAGAUGCACUACGUUCAUGGAAGCCUUACAGGCUGGAUGACAGACCACUGCAAGCCAGGAUUUGGUAAAAACAUAAGCAAGGAUGUGUGCACAGAAUGCUGCAUAACAUGCCCACCUGGUAGAUUUAGUACUGAGUAUAAAACUGCGUGUACUCUCUGUCCACAUGGAUCUUACAAUGAAAAAUAUGGGCAAACAGCAUGCAAAAGCUGUCCAAAACAACACACUACUAACAGAAAAGGAGCCAAAACAGCAAGUGACUGUUACAGAACUCUGCAAAUCUGGAUAGUUUUCUUGAUUAUCCCGGCUGGAGUCAUCCUCAUCAUGCUGGCAUCUUGGCUGCUGUCGCAGCCGGGCUGCAGGCGGCGCCUGGCCGCCCGCUACGUGGAAGCGGACCCAGAACUGAAGGCGAAGGUGAAAACCUUGGCCAGCAUCGCCACUGAGGCGGCGAUUGAAGCACAAAGGAGGAAACUGAGGAGCCCCGCUAACAAUGACACGAGGCACCUGCCAAGACACAAGUGUGACUAUUUCCACGAAGAAUCUAGAGGAUUAUUAAGUAACGUCACAGUUACAGAAGCAUCGACCCACUUCAGCUCAGAUCGCUCCCUUAACUACGCGUGGCCAAAUGAAGCACAAAGCAGCUGGGAGGAAGGUGCUUCACACACCACUAGGGGGGAAGAAUAA